AUGGCGUCCCCAGGGUCGCUGUCGAACGACCAAGUCACAAACAAGUCGACGCAGACCUUUAUCACCGCGCUCGUGACGGGCUUGAUCGUGCUGGGUGCAGAGGUCGCCGCCUUCAUCAUCCUCAAGAACCGCUUCCGCCAGAUCUACAGCCCCCGCUCUUACCGCGUUCCUCCCAACAAGCGCGUCGACCCCCUGCCCCAUUCCUUCCUCGGCUGGAUACCCUAUGUCAUCCGCACGCCGGCCAACACGAUCCUCCAGAAGAAUGGCCUCGAUGCCUACAUCUUCGUCCGCUUCUUGUUCCUCAUGAUGGAGAUCUUUGCUCCGUUCAUGAUCCUCACCUGGGUCAUCCUCCUGCCCGUCGACGCCGCCGGCUCGAGGGGUACCAACACCGGCAUCACCCGUUUCACCUUUGGCAACGUCGGUCUCUCGCAACAGCCUCGCUACGCCGCCCACCUCAUCCUCGUCUGGAUCCUCACCUUCUGGGUCUUCUACCUCAUCCGCCGCGAAUAUGCCAAGUUCAUCCAGCUCCGCCAGGACUUCCUCAUGAGCCCUGAACACACGCGCCUCGCUCAGUCGAAGACGGUGCUUGUCACGGGCGUCCCGGAGGAACUCCUCAACCAGAGCAACAUGCAGCGUUUCUGCAACGUCUUGCCCGGAGGUGCCAAGCGCAUCUGGUUCGCUCGCGACUUGAAGGAUUUGCCGGACCUGUACGACCGCCGUGAGAAGGCCGUCAAGAAGCUCGAGGGCGCCGAGACGAAGCUACUCAAGCUCGCGACGAAGCAGAUUGCCAAGAACAAGAAGAAGCACCUCGACGCGCCCGCCUCGGACCCCGAGGCGAGCAAGAGCGAAGUCUACCGCUACGUGCCGCAGAAGAAGCGUCCGACCCACAAGCUUGGUCCGCUCGGGCUUUGGGGGAAAAAGGUCGACUCGAUCGAGUGGGCGAGGGAGGAGAUCGAGACGACGAACAGGGAGCUCGAGACGGAGCGUGAGUUGCUGGGCGGAAACGAGGGCAGCACCAAGUACCCUGCGAGGUCGGCCGUCUUCAUCCAGUUCCACACGCAGAUCGCCGCGCACAUGUUCGCUCAGUGCCUCGCCCACCACGCUCCUCUCCGCAUGUCGUACCGCUUCCUCGAGGUUGGCCAGGAGGACGUCAUCUGGGGCAACCUCCGCAUCAAGCCGUACGAGCAGCGCGCUCGUUACGCCGCCUCGUGGGCUGCCACGCUCGGCCUCAUCAUCCUCUGGUCUUUCCCUGUCGCCUUCGUCGGCUUGAUCUCGAACGUCUCGGCGCUCUGCAUCAGCGCUCCUUGGCUCGCCUGGCUCUGCAAGCUUCCUGUUCCCGUCAACGGUAUCAUCCAGGGUGCCCUCCCGCCCAUUGCGCUCGCCGUCCUCUUCAUGCUCCUCCCGAUCAUCCUGCGCCUCUUCGCGCGCUUUGAGGGCAUCCCGCUCAAGACCGGCAUCGAGCUCUCGCUCAUGACCCGCCUCUUCAUCUUCCAGGUCAUCCACGGAUUCUUGAUCGUCACCCUCGCCUCGGGUCUCGUCAAGGCCAUCCCGGCCAUCGCCAAGAACCCCUCGAGCGCCGUCACCCUCCUCGCGACACAGCUCCCCGCCGCCUCUACUUUCUUCCUCACUUACUUUGUCACGACUUCGUUCGCUGGCGCUGCGGGAUCGCUCCUUCAGAUCGUCAAGCUUAUCGUCUACUACGUCAAGCUCAUCCUUCUUGGCUCGACUCCGCGCUCCGUCUUCGGCAUCAAGUACAACUCCUCGACCGUCGCCUGGGGAACUCUCUGGCCCUCGAUGACCCUCCUCACCGUGAUUGGCUUGACCUACUCGGUCAUCGCCCCGCUCGUCUGCGGCUUCGCCCUGGUCGCCUUCGCGCUUUUCUGGUUCGUGUACAAGUACCUCUUCCUCCUCGUCAUCGACACGCCGCCCGCAACCGAGACCGGCGGCCUCUUCUACCCGAAGGCGCUCGGCCACAUCUUUGUCGGCCUGUACAUCGAGCAGAUCUGCAUGUGCGGUCUCUUCUUCCUCGCCCAGGACGCCAAAGGCAAGCAGUCGGCCAUCCCCGAGGGCGCCAUCAUGGUCGUUCUGAUCGUCAUCACCGUGCUCUACCACAUCGUCCUCAAUUCGGGAUACCAGCCCCUCGUCAAGUUCCUCCCGCUCUCGGUUGCGCCCAAGAUCGCUGCCACUCAAGGCUUCCCCGACGGCUUCCCCGCUCACCACAACGCGGGCCGCGAGGCCGGCCAGACGUCGCAGCUCGCGCCGACUCAGAGCGAGACGACGACCAAGGAGAAGGACGAGUCGACCUUCCCGCCUCCCGCCGGCGCUUCCUUCGAUGAGCACAAGAGGCCUCUCCGCACCGUCGAGACAAACGACGACACGGGCACGCUCCCCGGCGACGAGCACCUCGACCAGAACGCGUUCGACCACCCCGCGAUGUACAAGGACUACGACACGGUCUGGAUCCCGCAGGACCCGCAGGGCCUGUACCGCGACGAGCUCGAGGCGUCCCAGGCGCACGGUGUCGACAUCUCGGCCGAGGGCGCGUACAUGAACGAGAAGGCCAAGGUCGACGUUCACCGCGCGCCGCCGGGCGAGGACUGGGACGACUCGCAGGCCAUCUAG
Molecule: messenger RNA, 2622 nt
Organism: Rhodotorula toruloides NP11
Lineage: Eukaryota; Fungi; Basidiomycota; Microbotryomycetes; Sporidiobolales; Sporidiobolaceae
Product: DUF221 domain containing protein
Exons: 14
Coding region: 1-2622 (873 amino acids)
Cellular component (GO): plasma membrane
Molecular function (GO): calcium-activated cation channel activity
Source: RefSeq, a predicted model, not a curated record